AGAAAAAAAAAGAGGGUUUGUUGUGUUUGCUCGUUUGAGGAGGUUAAAGAUUUGCAGAUUUCUCUUCGUUAAGUUUGGGUAUCUACGAUACAAGAUGGGAGUAGAAAUUGAAACAAUCAGACCAGGCGAUGGCCAGACUUACCCCAAAACAGGUCAGACAGUAGUAGUUCAUUAUACAGGGACUCUCUCCAAUGGUCAUAAGUUUGACUCUUCUAGAGACAGAGGUCAACCAUUUAAGUUUAAAAUAGGCAAGGGGGAAGUUAUCAAAGGCUGGGACCAUGGGGUAUCACAGAUGAGUGUAGGUCAACGUGCCAAGUUGGUAUGCUCACCUGACUUUGGUUAUGGUGAUAUUGGACAUCCAGGAAUUAUCCCACCUAAUGCAACCCUAAUUUUUGAUGUGGAGCUACUGCGACUGGAGUAAGGAAACUCUUGUGUGUUCAAUGCUGCUGUGUUCAAGCCUUAGCAGACCUGCAGUGCUGUGUUUUAUUCUGAAUAAGUGUUUUUAAGAUGAAAAGUUUUACCUGCAAUUAUCAAAAGCUGUGUUUCAACAUAAAAUAAUACUUGGUGUUCAGGAACUUCUGUAGACAAUAGUAGUAUUAGUGGAUUUGUUGCAAAUGUUUUAAUGGUGGUGACCUGUGUAGUGUUUUGAGCUCAAUUUGAUAGAAAAAAAAAAUGGAAGUGUUUAAUCUAAAAAUCUAAUCAAUUUUCAGAUCAGAGGACAUCUGACAUCCACAUAUAAAAAAAAAAUAUGUGAAAGGUAAAAAAACAGCCAAUAAUCAUGACUUCCAAAUCUAAAAUAAAAAAUAAAGUAAUGGUAUGUUGAAAUUGAAAAACUUAAUCAAAACUUUUAUCUUAUAAUUUAAAGGAAUGGGUUGUUUUUUAAUUACAGAUAAAUUUUACAGUUCCUUUAUCUGCUCAAAAAUUAUUUUGGUUAUAUGAAUAGGUCCUUUAUUUUCUAAGUAUUUUGUUUAUGAUAUAAUUACAUUGUGUGGUAUGUAUUUAUCAUACAUUAGUAGUCCUUUUAUUCCAAAGCUCAUAAUAUCAAAAUUUUAUAUUGAGAACACUUGUUCCUUAUUAAAAACAAAGGGUGGAUAUAUUUGUAGGUUUACGGCGUAAUUCAUAAACCUACAUGUAUAUAUUUGGCAGUAUGUUUCAUUAAAAUAUCUGCAACAUACUUGAAUAGUGAUUAUUAAAUAUAUUUAGAAUAUGUUAAAAAUAGUCAUUUUUAAAACAUUUUCCAUAUGUAGCUUUUUUCUUACAUUUUGUAAUGAAGUAAGGAAUAUUUCUAUUAAACAUGGAUGAUUUCCUUUUGACACAGUCAGCGCUAUUGGCUGAUAAAAGUACAAAUUUUUAAAAAUGGCAUAAACAAUAUUUUCUCUAAGGGAGAAGAUAUUUAUACCAAAAUAAAUAGACCUUCAAAAAAAAAAAGUCCAAAUUUUUAAAUGUUUUUUUGUUUGCUGCUGCAUUAAUGUGCUCACAUCUAGCACAACACUUCCAUAUCUACAUAUGGAUGUAGGAAAAUUUACUUAAUUUAUAAUCUCUCAGAAUUUAGCUGGAAUAAUGCUGAAUUACAGUAGGGAAUGGCUGAUGGUAAUAUAUUUUUAAAUAAUUUUCUCCAGGGAUGGGAGGCUUUAACUACAUCUGUGUAUGAAAACCCGUAUUUGUGAUAAACCUUUAAAUAGGAAGACAGUUUACCUGCCUUUAUCUAAUUAUUUUAAAUAUCUUGGAUUUUUUAAGGAUAUAACUUUGUUAGUAAGUGUAAUAGGUAAAAUGUGCUUUUAUGUUUCAUUUUUACUCUUAAGAUUUUGAUAGUUUGUGAAGUGUAACUAAUGGUAAACCAUAAUCUUAUGAAAAUUAAGAAUUACUAGAUUCAGAGAACUAAAUAAAUGUUUAUAACAAUACAAAUCCUAUUUUAUUUUGUGAGAUGAGACUGAAAUCACUGAUGUUUUUCUUUAAAAAAAAAUGUAUACUGAAUUUAUUUUGCUCUUAAUCUAAGUAAUGUGUUAAGAUGCAUGUAAACCAACCAAAAAAACUUACAUUUUAUGCUGCUGUGUUAAUUACAUCUUGUUAUGGGUAAGAAUCCAUAAACACGAAGGUCAGUAGUAAAUGCUGUCCAUGUGCCCCACACAACAUGCAACAUACAAGUAGUCAAGAAAUAUCUCCAUUUGGAAAUGAGGCCAAAAGGAGAUGGGUUCACCAUGAUAAGGCAUCCAGUCAUACCUCCCCCAAGCAGCUGUGAAAUGAAAUGGGUAUUUAAUAUGAAUAAGUCAAGUUGCAGGAUGUACCAACUGAUUUAUGUAUGACCAGACUGUUGAAAAUGGUCCUGGGUAAUUACAUCUUUGUACAUUAAAUGGAUUAUAGAAAGUAUAGAGAGAGAGGAGGGAUGUGAUUUGGGUAUAUCAUCAUUUUGAUGGAGCCUUUUGCAAUGGGAAGUAAACUACAGAGUUAUCUUAAGAUAGAGUAUAACUGGAUAUGACAACAUGGACUGUAAUGACAUUGUGAGGCUCCCAAAUCAUUUUAAUGUAACCUCUAUUACAUGAAGUACCAAAAACAAUACAAGCCAUACACAUGAUAAUGGAGCAAAUCUUCAACUGACAGUAUGACAAA
Limulus polyphemus (Atlantic horseshoe crab) is the source of this 2607-nucleotide messenger RNA. Its product is annotated as peptidyl-prolyl cis-trans isomerase FKBP1A-like. The record is from RefSeq and is a predicted model, not a curated record. The transcript has 5 exons. Gene Ontology annotation, molecular function: peptidyl-prolyl cis-trans isomerase activity. Lineage: Eukaryota; Metazoa; Arthropoda; Merostomata; Xiphosura; Limulidae. Bases 95 to 421 code for a protein of 108 amino acids.